GCUCCAAGCCACAGCCCACAGGUGCACACGCGCCGCCAUGCACCACCACUCCGUCACCACCGUCCCCGCGGCGGUCACCGCCGCCAUGCUUUACGCGCGCUUCGCCGCCUCCUCCACCCGCCCUGGCCUGCUCCGUCUCUUUGCGCUCACCCCGGUGCUCGCCCUGCUCCUCAUCCUCCCCUUCCUCAUCCAGCUCUACAGCGUCCGGGGACUCACUGCCUUCUUCCUCGUCUGGCUCGGCGAGUUCAAGCUCCUCCUCCUGGCCUUCGGCCAUGGCCCGCUUCACCCUCGCAUCCGUCCUCUCCCCUUCGUUUUCACCGCCGCGCUUCCGGUCAAGCUCCGGCAGCAGGUCUCCAACGACGCUGCUGCUGCUGCUGCUGCUGUCACAGUGGCGAAGCCGAAGACGAAGACGAAGACGGUCCUUCUAUCUUCUUCUAUCAAGUUCGCAAUCAUGGUGGCCAUUUUUCAGCACCUCCACUACUCCAAGGAACGGACACACCCUUACGUCGCUUUCGUGCUCUACGGCGUCAUCACCUACUGCAUCCUCGACUCCGUGCUGCCGUGCCUCGCCGCGACGGGGACGGCAGCACUGGGCAUGGAGCUGGAGCCACAGUUCAACAAGCCAUACCUCUCGGCCUCGCUGCAGGACUUCUGGGGCCGGCGGUGGAACCUCAUGGCGUCGGCCGUGCUCCGGCCAUCCGUCUACGACCCUGUGCGCGCGCGCCUGGGCGCCGCCGCCGGCGUGCUGGCCACCUUCCUCGUGUCGGGCCUCAUGCACGAGGUGGUGGUGUGCUACUACCUCACGCUCCGGGCGCCGACGGGAGAGCUCACGGCGUUCUUCCUGCUGCACGGCGCGUGCGUGUGCGCCGAGCGAUGGUGCGCGCGCAGGUGCAGCGGCGCAAGGCCACCGCGCCUGGUGGCCACUCCACUCGUCAUGGCGUUCCUGGCAGGCACGGCCUGUUGGCUCUUCUUGCCUCCUAUCUUCGGCGACGGCAUGGACGAUCUCUAUAUCGCCGAGGCUGCUGCACUCGCGUCAUCGUUCCGUGAUGUCGGCGCAAGGGUUCUUUUAGUGUUUACACAAGUCGUCGUCUAGUCCUCCAGUCACUGCGUAGAGUCCAACUCGUUGGUGUGUGACCCAAUUUAAUAUCAAUAGAAAGAAUAAUAUUUUUCAUUGCUUAUAGAUA
Messenger RNA from Sorghum bicolor (sorghum), 1184 nucleotides. Its product is annotated as probable long-chain-alcohol O-fatty-acyltransferase 5. The record is from RefSeq and is a predicted model, not a curated record. Gene Ontology annotation, biological process: lipid metabolic process. NCBI's taxonomy places the organism in Eukaryota, Viridiplantae, Streptophyta, Magnoliopsida, Poales, Poaceae. The coding region runs from base 38 to 1093 and encodes 351 amino acids. The transcript has a single exon.